Messenger RNA from Vitrella brassicaformis, 408 nucleotides. The record is from the annotation of a GenBank genome assembly. NCBI's taxonomy places the organism in Eukaryota, Vitrellaceae.
CUAGCCCUUGCUGACUCUGAUCCUUUCGGCGAUCUUGGCGAAGACGGCCUCCUGCUGGUCUGGGUUGUCGUGCAGGAAGCCGUGGCCCUUGGUCUUCUUGGAAUGAACCUGCCGCAGACCACACCACACAUGGAGUAUCCAUAGCCACACUGCACGUGGCUCUUACGAGUUGGCCGUCGACUGUGAUCUCGAAGUUGCCCGUUGCCCCCAGGUCCUGCAUGACGCACACACACAGGACAAGAGGCUUGACAUGAUCACAUGUGUAUUGCGUGUCGUCCUCCUGACUGACCAUGUUUCCCUCUAUGGCCAAAUCCGCAUCUGGAAACCUGCCCAAGAGAAGGGCUUUCGCCGCCUGCGGAAACAAGCACACACACACACACAGGAAAGCAGCAGCAACACGUCGCCCAU